AAAAGGACUCCUAAGACUCCAAGCGUGCAUGCUGGUGCGUGCACAAGCGUGUCGGUUGCGUCACUAGUAUAGCCGCCAUCUUCUACGAAAUCAAAACGGAGUAAUAUUUAUUUUUGACGAUUUCUAUUAAUUUAUUUUAAAUAAUAAUGACAAGAGUGAUUGUGUUUGGUCAAUGUUUAUUGUUCACAAGAGAAAACUCAAUAAUAACAUCAUAUGAAAAUACUUCUAAAACGUUUGAACAACGUAAUCUAUCUUUUAACGUGCACCGGGAUUACUAAUGUACAAUAACGAUAGACAGGGUCAACGAUGAGUCCCAAUAAAAGAAAGAUAUUUGUGUCAGACUCGUCCGAUGAAGAUGAUAGUUUCAAACGUCGUAGCUCUCUGAGAGUCAACUUGAGUUAUACGGAGAAUCUAACAGAUUCCGGGAAUGGAUCUCUCACGAGGACAAAAAUCGAGAAUAACGAAAGAAGAGCGGCACGAACUAUCAAAGAAAUAUCUAGAGGCAAGAGUUUCUAUGAGAAGAAUCGCCGAUCUAGUUUUGACAGUAAGACAGAAAGUAACACGAACGAGCGUGCUGAUAACAAUAGCGAAUUGUCGGUUCAAAUCAAAGAAGGAAUACAAUUAAAACGUCUUACGAUAAAUCUGGAAGAUAUAAGCACCAAGGAACAUCUCUUGGAAACGAGUUGCAAGCGUUUAAAAGAUGCAAUCAUAUGCAAGACUAAACAAUUAUUUGAUAAAGAAAAUGAGCUUUCCAUAAAAAUCACAAAGGUAUUGGGAGAUAACGAAAAUGAUCUUGCAAGUAGUACACAUAAUCCAAAUAUUGAAAACAAAGUUUUACUGGAUGGGACUGAUUAUCAUCUUAAAAAGCAAACACCUGAGAAAGAUGAACAACAUAUUGAUACUUUAAGCAAUCAGUGCAGGAAAGGUCAAUUUUCCAAUAUUGUUACAACACCAACAACUAGUGACAGACAGAGAAAUCUUGAGAGUACUAUAGAUAAAUCUAGAUUAACUCAGAAACGAUUGUUUGUUGGGAACAGGCAGGUGGAAGAGCAAAUGAAAUGUAGGAUUAUUGAAGAUGUUAUUCUGAAGAAAAAUCAACCAUUAAUUUCUCUUCCAAAACAAUUAAAUGAAAGUGGCAGUCCUAUAUUAAGUGGCAGUAACAGAAGACUAAGCUUAGGUAGAGCACGAUCCAAGUUGCAUUCACAAAACCUUAACAACUCAUAUUCCACUAUACACUCUACUCAGACUACUUCAGAUAUAGGAAUCCCCGUUGGUUGUUCCACUUUCAUUGACGAUGCGAUGAGUGAAAAAGAAAUUGAUGAUGUAGACACAUCUCGUGCCACAUGUACAACGAAUAAUGUAGUAUCUAUGGAGAUGACAGAAAUUUAUGGUGGUAUUUGUAUGAGUAGCAAACAUGCAUCUCUACGAAAUAGGAAUUCAAAUACGAUUAAAUGUAACAAAAACGAUACAAAAAUGAAAUCCAAAGAAGAAAGUAUGGAGCGAAAUAGAAACGCGGUUUCGUCGAAAUUAAAAGAUGUUGAGCAUUCUAAAAAUAAAGUUACUGUACAAAAUGAUAUACAUUCUAAUUUGUUCUGCACAGACGAUGCAAAUGAUCAAGACAAGGAAAGUGUCUACAUGGAUACAGCUGUACCUAUGCAGGUAUCUAUUGAACAAGUAGCAGUUGUUACAAAGACACAUGAUGUACCGCAGCUGCGCAAGAGCGACAGUAAAGCUAAAUAUCAAAAUGACAGAUGCCAUAUGGUAUCUUUAUCUGAUAGCAAUGAUACGAUUCGGUCAUCUUUAAAUGUAAAUACAUCAUUAGAUGGAAUGACUGAAGCUAACAAAACAAGGAACAUUUGGAAACCAAGCAAUCACAGAAUACAUGAUGCCAAUCAAGAUUUUGAAGCAAUUAGUAAUAAAAAAUUAAAUAUUUCAAAUGAACGCGAAAGCGUAAAUACCGUUCGAACAUCACUGCAAGUAAAUACAUCGGUAGAUUCUAUGCACAAAACAUGGCAAGAAAGAAGUAAUAAGGAUGGAAAUCAUUCAUGUAUGGACAUGGAAUAUACAUCCACAACAGAAAAUAAAGAAACGAUUGACGUAGACUCUUUAGAAAACAUGAGUUUAAUUGAUAGAUUAAGAAAUAUCUCUGUGAGAAAUCAGAUUUCUUAUAACGAUAAAUCGAGAGUUUCUAAAAUAAGAGAUGAAGAUAAAAGGCGGUCGAGUAACAGUGGAGAUAGCUGCGGUUACGUCGAAGCAACUCCGUAUCCGAUAAGUCGUUCGAUUUUGUUUAGAUCACAAUUAAAAUCUAAAACACAACAUUUGGAUGAUGCGGCAACAUGUAGCAGCAAUUUAAAUUCAAUAGAUAAUGAAGAGAACAACGAUAAAACUAGGGCAAUUGCUUUGCAUUCCAAAGUUUCAAAUGAAACACAUGGGUUGAAUAAAGGAACUGGAACUCAAGAAACAAUAGCUGAUACAGUUACUUUGGAAGAUACAUCUAGUUGUAAUCCUUUUGUUACUCAAAAUCAAUUGACGGUCAUGGAAGAUAAGAUCAAUAGAACAAAAUCUGAAACAGAUGGGAAGAAUAUAGCUGUACAAAACAUAGAACAAGUUUUAGUGAGAAAGGGCAGAAGAAAAUUAUUGCCACUUAAUGAAACUUCUCAAUUGUGUUCGCUUACUCCGAUAGAGGACAAAAAGAUAACACCUGAGGAAUCGUUUGUAAAACGAAACAAAAGGUUGAAGAAGAAGCUUCCGAAAAGAAAGUUAAUGCAUCCCAAGGCUAAUACGAGUAGUAUCAAGUGCGAUACCGCAAGCAAACAAAUGAGUUCAGAUAGUUCAGAUAGCGAUAUUUUUAUAUUUGAAAAUAAGAAAAAGGAGAAGAAUAAGAAGACGCGAAAACCGAAAAAGGUUAUCAGCAAAAAAAUCGUCAUCAAGAAAUUUGCAGACGAAAACGUGUUGAAUAUGUUACAAGAGAAUAAACAGAAUGAGGAAGAUCAUCCAGCACAAAGCAGAGAUUCUUUUGAUGAUUUUGUAGAAUGUCGCACAAUAUCUACUCAAUGGAAUAAAUACAAGUCCCAAAAAAUUGUCAUUGUAACAACUGGUUUAUCAAAAGGGGAUGAAAGCUUAGUAAAGAGUAUUGUUAAAUCUCUUGGAAAGGCAGAAAUGGAAUUGAAUGUGUCAAAGCGAACGACUCACGUUGUGAGUUCGGGCGUACGCACGGUGAAUCUUUUGCGCGGAAUAAUAAGGGGUUGUUGGCUUGUACCUUUAGAAUGGAUUCUAAAAUCUUUGGAGAACAACAAAUGGUUGGAUCCAGAGGCAUUUGAGAUGAAACAUUUCUCUAAAGCCGUGCAGGAAAAUCGGAAGGAUAGGCAAUUAUUUGGAUUUUCUUAUAUCCCAGAAUUGUUUACCACAUGUGGAUUCAUACAUGUUGAACACCAAACUACAAUGCCGUGCGCUACGCUUAAGGAACUUAUAAAGACAGCGGGCGGACACAUUACCGAGAAUAUGAAGCUCGCAAAGAUUAUUAUCGGCGCGAAUGGCCUAAAGGAAACCUGGGUUAUAGAUUCCAUUACAACGGGUGAACUACAAUUGACGAAGCUUUAUCAACGGAAUUGAAAUGGACGAGUGGAAAGUACAGCUCGUCUAAAUUACAUAUAAAAUUUAAGACUUAUACAUGAUCAUUACAAUGCAAAACAUUUAUACAAAAUAUUUUUUUGCCCAAUAGUUUAUGAGAUCAUGUAGAAAAUAUUUAUUUUUUUUAUAUAUAAUGCCUAAUAUUAUUCAUAUGUACGAUAUUAUCAAGGAAAAAAAUUAUGUUACGUUAUAAUUUAUUUAUAUAUCUAAUUAUACGAAGAGUAUUUAAUUUCUCUAAAAAAAUUAUAUAAAACGAGAUAUUUCAGAUUUACAAGCAAAAA
Molecule: messenger RNA, 3911 nt
Organism: Solenopsis invicta (red fire ant)
Lineage: Eukaryota; Metazoa; Arthropoda; Insecta; Hymenoptera; Formicidae
Gene: MCPH1
Exons: 5
Coding region: 307-3612 (1101 amino acids)
Biological process (GO): mitotic cell cycle
Source: RefSeq, a predicted model, not a curated record